AUGGGCACCACGGAAGCCACGCUGCGGAUGGAAAACGUGGAGGUCAAGGAGGAGUGGCAGGACGAAGACUUCCCCAGGCCCCUCCCGGAGGAAGCAGGAAUGGAGAACUUGGGAAGCCCAUCGGAGAACGUGUUGGCUCCCCCGAGCUCCUUACAUUUUACUAACGGGGCUCGCCACAAGCGGAAAACCCUGGUAGCUCCGGAAAUCAACAUCUCUUUCGACCAGAGCGAAGGGUCCCUCCUGUCCGACGAUUUCCUGGACACACCAGACGACCUGGAUAUAAAUGUGGAUGACAUCGAAACUCCAGAUGAGACGGAUUCCCUGGAAUUCCUGGGAAAUGGGAACGAACUGGAAUGGGAGGAUGACACUCCCGUGGCCACCGCCAAAAACAUGCCCGGAGACAGUGCAGACCUAUUUGGAGAUGGAGGCGGGGAAGACGGUGGUGCCCCCAACGGCCGUCUGUGGAGGACGGUCAUUAUCGGGGAGCAGGAACACCGCAUCGACCUGCAGAUGAUCAAGCCGUAUAUGAAGGUGGUAACUCAUGGAGGUUAUUACGGGGAAGGCCUCAACGCCAUCAUUGUCUUCGCGGCUUGUUACUUGCCAGACAGCAAUCUGCCUGACUACCAUUACAUCAUGGAGAACCUCUUCCUAUACGUGAUCAGCAGUUUGGAGCUGCUGGUGGCCGAAGACUACAUGAUUGUGUAUUUGAACGGCGCCACUCCACGGAGGAGAAUGCCGGGCAUCGGCUGGUUGAAAAAGUGCUACCAGAUGAUUGACAGACGGCUACGAAAAAACCUGAAAGCGUUGAUAAUCGUUCACCCUUCCUGGUUCAUUCGGACGGUGCUGGCGAUAUCUCGGCCGUUCAUCAGUGUGAAAUUCAUCAGCAAAAUCCAGUACGUUCACACCUUGGAGGAACUGGCUCACACGAUUCCCAUGGAGCACGUCCAGAUUCCCGACGGCAUCUUGCAGUUCGAAGAUGAGCGGAACCAGGCCAGGAAAGAGCGGUACGUGUCCUUCCUUUGUGGAAAGACUCUCCUGAGCCUGAGAUAUGUCUUGCUCUACGCUGAAAUUUGGUAG
Protobothrops mucrosquamatus (brown spotted pit viper) is the source of this 1077-nucleotide messenger RNA. RefSeq names its product ATCAY kinesin light chain interacting caytaxin (gene ATCAY). The transcript has 10 exons. The record is from RefSeq and is a predicted model, not a curated record. Bases 1 to 1077 code for a protein of 358 amino acids. Gene Ontology annotation, biological process: apoptotic process. Gene Ontology annotation, cellular component: cytoplasm. NCBI's taxonomy places the organism in Eukaryota, Metazoa, Chordata, Lepidosauria, Squamata, Viperidae.